AUGAAACAAAAUAUUUAUUUUAUUGAUUCUCAAGAUGCUGCAUAUCAUAAAGUAAACUUAACUAAACAAGCUAAAUUAUCAGAUCGUUGUCCACAUAUUAAUGAAUUAUUUAAUAAAAUAAUUGUUGAUUAUCAUCUUCUUCGACGUAUAAAAUAUGAUCAAGAAGGACAACGUUUAAGUGAUUGUUUUCAAUUUAAUCAUACGAUGAAAUAUGAUUGUUUAGGAGAAAAUGAAUGUAUGAAUGAUGGCCAAUGUUUUCUAAUUGGAUCAAAAUGUACGAAAAAAGCCACUUGUCUUUGUCCUUCAUGUUCUUCUAGAGGACGAUCUCAAUUUACUGCAAGUAGAUUCAGUUUAUCCCUUGAUAAUAUUUUAGGUUAUCAUAUUUAA
This is a messenger RNA of Adineta steineri, 387 nucleotides long. Lineage: Eukaryota; Metazoa; Rotifera; Eurotatoria; Adinetida; Adinetidae. The record is from the annotation of a GenBank genome assembly.